GCGGCGGAGCGGGACGGGCACAAACAAGGAGCGGCGGCGCGCGGGGAGCGGCGGGUCUGCGGGCCCGGUUUUACCUCUCUCCGCCCCGCAGCUGCCCUGCACACGGGCUCCACGGCUUUGGAAGUUCUUUCCGGGCACUGAGUAAACCGAAAGGGGGUUUUUGUUGGUUGGUAAUACGCCUGUGUUGACGGUCUUGGUUUUAAGGGUCUCGGUUUCUUGUAACUGGUGGAUUCACUUUCUGAAGCGAUUAAUUAAUACCGUGUGACGUGUGGGAUCUGCAGAGUAGCCCUGACCUCCUGAGGCCGCUGCUUUUCAGUGGGUUGCUGCUUUCUACAGCUGAAGUACUAGAGUUGAGAUAUUAAUGACUGUGUGAGAAUCCCUUUUCCUCAGGGACUUCAAGUACCUACCACUGACUGACCACAUUAAUAAGAUGCUGAUGCUCUUGGCUAUUCCUUUGUUCUUCAUGAGACUUCGAUAAAGCAGCUAUGCCUGUUCAGUUGCUGAAAAUCAUUAAAGGACAAUCUGAGAUUCCAGUACCAAGCUAUUUGCAGAAGGAGAAUUUGCAACAUUUGCAAGAAGGCUGUGAUCAUGCUAACAAAUACAUUCAGGGAAUAGUUACUCUUUCCUAUCCAUUAACAAAACUCAGAGAUGGAACAGACUUUUUCAAGAUUGUUCUUCAAGAUUCGGAUGACUUGUGUUCCCAGAUCAACAGCAUCAGUGUUUUAAUAUAUGGAAAAAUGGCAGAGGAUUGUGCAAAAAUUAUACACCACGGGGAAACCAUGAUAGUUGCAGGAUUUAAGGUGAUAAAAUUGCCUACAGCGAGAGAGGAUGGUAGACAUGAGUGUCAUCUGGAAGUUUCUGAAGAAGCUGGAUCAGCCAUUUAUAUUUGCACUAAACCAGGAACAACUGCUGCUUCAGAAACUGCAUCUGUGUCUGUUGCUCCAAAAUAUGUUUAUACUCCCCUGAAUCAUCUAAAAGAUGGAACUAUAGUGAACUUGUAUGGCAUUGUGAAAUUCUUCAAGCCUCCAUAUAUUAGCAAAGGAACUGAUUAUUGCUCAGUUGUAACGCUGGUGGACCCAUCAAAUGUGAAGUUAACAUGCAAUCUUUUUAAUGGAAACGUAGAUUUUCUACCAAAAAUUUACAAAGUUGGAGAUAUUGUUCGAUUUCAUAGAAUAAAGAUCAGGGAAUACAAUGGACAGAUGCAGGGAAUUAACAGUGGGGGAUUUGCAUCCUUAACAUUUGAUGGAACUGUAGGAGCUCCAGUAGUUCCUCGAGCUUCUAGCAGAGACUACACUUUUUUGGAUGAAGAACGGAAAACAAUAGAAGAAUUACGUAUUUGGGCAGCCAGUAAUAUUUCCAUCUCUGGAUCAGCAACAAAAUUGUCUGGUGUUGAGCCAAUGCUGUUCUUUGAUCUCACGUGCCAGCUGGUAGGAAAAGCAAAAGUGGAUGGAUCUUCUUUUCUUCUAAAGGUUUGGGAUGGCACUAAAUGUCCCUACCCCACAUGGAAGGUGCCUGUGGAAGCAAAAGAUCUGGAAGGGGAAAAAGUUCUUCUUCAUCAGCUGAGAAAUCUAGCAGUGGACAUUCUAGUCUAUGAUAAUCAUGUACACCUGGCAGAAUCACUUAAGAUUGGAAGUUUUCUGAGAAUUUACAGUAUUCAUACUAAACAAGCAAGUGCUGACAAUGAAGAUGUCUCACAUAUAGAAUUUCAUCUUCAUGGUGGCACUUGUUAUGGUCGAGGAAUAGGAGUCUUGCCAGAAAGUAACCCAGAUGUUAAGGAACUAAAAGCAUUUUUAGAAUCUGUGGAUCUGACAGACAGUCAGGAUAUGGAAAGCACGUGUUCAAUGGAUGUGGACAGCACUUUUGGCAAUAUUACAGAUCUUGAAUUGCACUUACAGAGAUGUCAGCAGCUAUCUGUUACAGUAUUAACAGAUCAUCAGGAUUUGAGUAACACAGAACUGAAAACCAUAACAAGCAGCACAGCGCCUCAACAGUAUCGCAUUAGAGCAAAGCUGAGAACUUAUAAACCCCAAAAGCUCCAUCAGUCUGUUAAACUUCAUUGUUCCAAAUGCAACUCUUUGCAAGAAGUUCCAGAUAAAGAUGACUUUGACUCCAUUUUACGCGGCUCUGCCAGUACUGCCCCAAACCGAGAAUUACACAAUACAUCCUGGUAUGAAUCUGUAACAUGGACUACACAAGACCGGAAGCAGAGGGAAAUAGCCAUCCAUUUUGUGAAGCAUGAUGAAAUGCUUCAACAUCCUGAAAACACCUUGCUUAUGAUAGAAGGUGGAACUCUGAAAGAAAUCUGGAAGCUUUCAAAACGAUUUAAGUGUGUUAUCCCUGUGAGAUCCACAGAAGAUGAUCUUGAAUUAUUAGAUCUUUCAGCUCCUUUUCUUAUACAAGGGAAUGUCAAAUAUUAUGGGUGCAAGCAGUGUUCAACUCCAAAGCCUAUGAAGAAUCUAAGUUCCAUUGCAGCAGAGCAGCAACCAUCAUGGGAACCAACUGAAAUUGCACAAGUUUUAGGUAUUGAACUGCUCCAGUAUGUUUUUAUUAUGAAGUUUACACUGGUUGAUGAAACAGGAGCACUAAAUGCAUACCUUUUUGAUUAUGAGAAGUUUUUCCAAAUUCCUGCCUCUGAAAUCUUAACUAGUAAUUUUCUUCAGCAAAAGAUGCAAAUGACCAUGAAUACACUCUGCCCUCCAGGAAGAAAACUAGGUGACUUGCCGUGGCUGGAGUGCUUCAUCAGAUCUUAUAAUGUCAGAGAUGCAAUGAAAAAUCAAGUUUAUUACCAAAUUUUUGACACUACAGUUGCUGAAGAUGUUGUAUAGUCAUGUGUUGCUAGUUGGAAGUAAUCCAGUAAGAAUCAGUUUCUGGGAGGGUUAUGGGAUCAGAUAUUGUAUUAAAAAAAAAAAAAAGGUUGUUCCUUUCUUAGGAAUUUAACCUGGUUUUAUGAACUUUUAGUUUAUGUAUGAAUAGAAAUGGGAAUUAUACUCUGAUAUGUUUGCUUUUUUCCUGGCACACGACUUUGUGAUUUAAGGCCAAGUGGAGGUUCUAAGUUUCUCUCACUGGAAGCUGCUUGGCUUAGGCUGAUGGAAGCAAUCUACUUUCCAUCUAUCCUUCAUAAAGGCAGUGAUGAGGUUACUCUAAAAUUGUGAAUUUUACUCAGAAAAAUGUAGUCAUUGUGUGUUCAUUUUUGUAUUAAAUUGUUAUAUUUUUGUAUUAAAUUAUGUCAACAGAGGCAGACAGAAAGAGAUCUUCGGUAAACUCAGACUACUUUGUACAAGCCAAUAUUACUGUUCUCAAUUUGACAGGGAGGUUGGUUUUUAGAGACUUCUUUCAUUUUGUACUGAUAUGUACAUUUAGACAAACUCCUCCCAUUACUCAAACUACUCCCAGUUACUCAGGUAACUGCUACAUGUACCAGUUACUGCAAAUAAUGAUGGGGUCAUGAACAUGGCCAUGUAGUGAUUACCACUAAAAUUAAAGUCAAGCCAUGAAAGUAAACUAGUGUAGAAUUGUAAAAUGAAUAUUGACAUUUAGUAAUGAUUCUGAGGUGGCCUGGUUGGGUACCAAAGUUGUUUGCAUGUUUAUUAGCUGGGUCUGUGUUUUCAAAGGCUCGAUCUGCCUUUUCCAUCUUACAUAAUCAGAUUGUGUGCCUAAAUUAGAGAUACAAAACAGAUCUGGUGCUAUCAUGGAUUGAAAAUUCUGCUGACUAGAAAACUAUAUGGUGGUUUUACUUUGCAUUCAGAAGUCUCUAGGACAAGUUCAGAACAUGUUUCUGUAAGGGUAAUUAAUGUAGAAAUCCCUGUCAAAUCGAAUGCUUUCCAUCAGAACAAAAUUACUCCAGUAUUUAGAACAGAUGUUUUUAAAGAACUUCAGAAGCAAGAUGGGAUAUUUGUAAGUAAAUUAUUGUUUUGAUAGUAGAUGACUUUUUUUUUUUCUAUUUUUGAGGGCCAUUUAAUAGAUUAUGCCAUUUGUCUUAAAAUUUCAUCAAAUAUCCUCCAGUAAUUUUCUUGUACUGUAAAUUAUACUGUGUUUAAAUGUCAUAAGCCAGGAUAUUGUUCUUUGUUGAUUGGUGUAUAGGGGCAAGCAGUAUUAAAAGUAGUGAGUGCAUAUUUCCUUUAAAAAUUUCUAAAAAAUAAAAAUAUUUUGGAAUUGAACCAGCAGUUUAUCAAAGAGUCUACUGACUCAAGAAAGUUUUCUUGAAUUUUUGCAUAAAUGCACCAACAAAAAAUAGUUAGAACAAAUGAAUAUUAUGAAACUUAAGACACUGGCCAUACCCAAAUGUUUUCACAAGUUAGAAGUUAAAUUGAAGGCAAUCUUCUUUGCUUUUAUUUUAUAUAGGGUAUAAAAACAUGAAUUUCUAUUUUUAGAUUUUUGUUAACAGCUCUGAAAGAUUCUGAUAUUGUACAGUUUUUCUAAUUUGUCUUUGUAAAGUAAUAAAUAAAAAUAUGUUUUGAACUUCAGUGUAAAAUAAGUCAAUUUCACCACGUCUUUCCUGAGAUCCCUGCCUAAAAACCCUACAUGUGCAUCACAUAAUUUUUUGACUACUGAAUAUUUUAUUAAAAUUUUUAAUAAAGAUU
Molecule: messenger RNA, 4580 nt
Organism: Poecile atricapillus (Black-capped chickadee)
Lineage: Eukaryota; Metazoa; Chordata; Aves; Passeriformes; Paridae
Product: protection of telomeres protein 1-like
Exons: 21
Coding region: 486-2825 (779 amino acids)
Biological process (GO): regulation of telomere maintenance via telomerase; telomere capping
Cellular component (GO): chromosome, telomeric region; nuclear telomere cap complex
Molecular function (GO): G-rich strand telomeric DNA binding; telomerase inhibitor activity
Source: RefSeq, a predicted model, not a curated record